Rotaria sordida is the source of this 2709-nucleotide messenger RNA. Lineage: Eukaryota; Metazoa; Rotifera; Eurotatoria; Philodinida; Philodinidae. The record is from the annotation of a GenBank genome assembly.
AUGACAUUUAUUAAUUCUGACGCUGCUUCUCGUGUAACAACACAAGAAAUAAUAGAAAUUUUACAUACUGAUGGUAAAUUAGGUUUAAAUGAAAAUGAAAUAUCUAUACGACGUAAAUUGUAUGGUCACAAUGAUUUUGAAGUUGAUGAUGAUGAACCAAUAUGGAAAAAAUAUUUAGGACAAUUUAAAGAACCAAUGAUAUUAUUAUUACUUGCAUCAGCAUUUAUAUCAUUAUUAUUAAAACAAUAUGAUGAUGCAUUAUCAAUAACAAUAGCUAUUAUUAUUGUUGUUACAGUUGCAUUUAUACAAGAAAAUCGUGCUGAAAAAGAAAUAGAAGCAUUAAAAAAACUUGUACCACCAAAAUGUAUAUGUAUACGUGAAGGAAAAAGUCAACAAAUAUAUGCAAGAGAUUUAGUACCAGGAGAUUUAUGUAUAUUAGAUAUUGGUGAUCGUGUACCAGCUGAUUUACGUUUAAUAGAAGCAAAUGAUAUAUCAGUUGAUGAAUCAUCAUUUACAGGUGAAACAAAACCAUCAGUUAAAACAAUUGAAUCACUUGUAAUUGGUACAAGACAAACAUCAAUUAGUGAUAGAAAAAAUAUAGCAUUUAUGGGUACACAUGUACUUAAUGGAAAUGCUAAAGGUAUUGUGAUAUGUACAGGUGAAAAUUCAGAAUUUGGUAAAGUAUUUCAAAUGAUGCAAGAACAAGAAGCACCUAAAACACCAUUACAAAAAAGUAUGGAUGCACUUGGAAAACAACUUUCAUUUUAUUCAUUAAGUAUUAUUGGAUUUAUUGUUGUUGUGGGAUGGUUACAAGGACGACAUCUUCUUGAAAUGUUUACUAUCGGUGUUAGUUUGGCAGUAGCAGCCAUUCCUGAAGGUUUACCAAUUGUUGUUACCGUAACAUUAGCACUUGGUGUUCAACGUAUGGCAAAACGAGAAGCAAUAGUUAAAAAAUUACCUAUUGUUGAAACACUCGGUUGUGUAACAGUAGUAUGUUCUGAUAAAACAGGAACAUUAACAAAAAAUGAAAUGACUGUGACGAGCAUUUUAACAUCCGAUGGACAACAUGCUGAAGUAACCGGAUCAGGUUAUAAUGGUGAAGGUGAUGUUUUAUGUGGUUCAGAACGAAUAACUUAUGAUUCACAUCCUUCACUAUCAAAAAUAAUUGAAGUUGGAGCUGUUUGUAAUAAUGCUGAAAUUUUUAAUUUUCAACUUCGUGGUCAACCAACUGAAGGUGCUUUACUUGCUGUUGCUCUGAAAAUAAAUCUUCCUCAUCUUCGUGAACAAUUUCAUCGUGAACAUGAAUGGCCAUUUGCACAUGAAACUAAAUGGAUGGCUGUAGAAUGUAAACCAAAAUAUAAUCCAAAUGAAACACGUUUAUAUUUUAAAGGAGCUAUUGAACAAGUAUUAAAAACAUGUAAAAAAUUUUUAUAUCAUGGAAUAGCAAAUCCAUUAACCGAUGACAAAAUACGAGGAUUUCUUGUUGAUUCAAAUCAAAUGGCAGCUAAAGGAUUAAGAGUUCUUGCAAUGGCUAUUGGAACAUCAUUUGAUGAUUUAACAUAUGUUGGUAUGGUUGGAAUCAUUGAUCCUGAACGACCACAAGUUGAAAAAGCUGUAUCACAAUUAAAAGCUGGUGGUGUUCUUGUUAAAAUGAUAACAGGUGAUGCUGAAAAAACUGCAAAAGCCAUAGCUGCUCGUUUAAAAAUUUAUAAUAAUACUGAUUUAAGUGUAUCUGGUGAAGAUAUUGAACGUAUGAGUGCAUCUGAACUUGAUCAUGCUAUAUCAAAAGCAACAAUUUUCUAUCGUGUUAGUCCAAUACAUAAAUUAACUAUUGUUAAAACUUUACAAGCACAAGGACAUAUUGUUAGUAUGACAGGUGAUGGUGUUAAUGAUGCAGUUGCAUUGAAAGCAGCUGAUAUUGGUAUAGCUAUGGGACAAACGGGAACUGAUGUUUGUAAAGAAGCAGCAGAUAUGAUUCUUGUUAAAGAUGAUUUUUAUACAAUAAUGGCAGCAAUUGAAGAGGGUAAAGCAAUAUUUCAUAAUAUAAAAAAUUUUGUUCGAUUUCAAUUAAGCACGAGUAUUGCUGCUUUAAGUUUAAUAACACUUUCAACUGUUUUUCAUUUUCCAAAUCCAUUAAAUGCUAUGCAAAUUCUUUGGAUCAAUAUUAUUAUGGAUGGACCACCCGCUCAAAGUCUUGGUGUUGAACCAGUUGAUCAUGACGUAUUAAAAAAACCACCGAGAAAAGUAACUGAUCCAAUGAUUGAUAAACGAUUAUUAAUUAAUAUAAUUACAAGCGCAAUUAUUAUUGUUAUUGGAACUUUAUGUGUUUUUUAUGCUGAAAUGCGUGAUGGAAUAGUAACACCAAGAGAUACAACAAUGACAUUUACAUGUUUCGUUUUUUUUGAUAUGUUUAAUGCACUUAGUUGUCGAUCACAGACGAAAUUUAUUUUUGAAAUAGGCUUUUUUUCUAAUCGAGUUUUUCUUAUUGCUGUCUUCCUCUCAAUAGUUGGUCAAAUGGCUGUUAUUUAUUUACCACCAUUACAAUAUGUUUUUCAAACAGAAGCAUUAAAUAUAUCAGAUUUAUUCUACCUUGUAUGUCUUACUUCAUCUGUAUUUCUUGUCAGUGAAAUACGAAAAUUAAUCGACAGAUUAUUUACCAAACGUGAAGACAAUCAUAAAUACAUGAUCAACAAUCAUUGGAUGGUUUAA